UGCACCAUUUCACCAGCAGAAGCACCAUUACUGUUGCCAUUACCUUCAUUCAUUCGCAUCUCUCUCUCUCUCUCUCUCUCACUCUCUUUCUCUCCUAUCAUUUUCUUUCCCUCCGAAUUUUCAUCGCUGCAAAUGGCAACUGCAUUGCUGCACUCCCAUGUCUCCCACUUACAGUGCUUUCCAUUUUUGCAGUCAUUCUCCUUCGUCUUGACAUGCUUUUCUUGAUCCUUGUUUAUUAUUCUUGUCCAAACAAGAUGCAAAAUCUGCCUCAGCCUUUUCUCACUUUCACUUCCACUCAUAUUGAUGUAUCAGUUGCUCAAGCUUGUACAUUCAUUUCAAACAUAUCAGGAGCAAAUUGACAUUAAGGUUAUAAAAAGGAAACUAAACCCGUGUCCCUCUUCACAGGUUCGCUAUAUAUAACCAUUUCUUUGACACUUAACCCAGCCGGAAGUUUAACAACCUCUAUUGUAGGUGUAGCCUCCAGGAUUCAAACAACUAAGAUGUCAUUUUCCUGUACCAAAAACUUCUUCCAACGGUUCUGUAUUGAUAAAUUUCAAAUGGUCAGUGCCAUUCAUGGCAGUUUCUUCUCAAGUGAUCUCCUUCCAUCACUUGGGGCCAGAAUUAACCAGGAGACCAAGAUACAUAGAUACAUAAUUUCCCCUUUCAACCCUAAUUAUAGGGCCUGGGAGAUGUGGCUGGUUGUUCUAGUCAUUUACUCUGCCUGGAUCUGUCCAUUCGAGUUUGCAUUCCUAACUUACAAGCAAGAUGCAGUUUUCAUUGUUGACAACAUUGUCAAUGGCUUUUUUGCCAUCGACAUCAUUCUUACCUUCUUUGUUGCAUAUCUCGAUAGCCAAUCUUAUCUCCUUGUUGAUGAUCCCAAGAAGAUUGCCAUCAGGUACAUAUCUACCUGGCUUGCCUUUGAUGUCUGUUCCACUGCUCCAUUUCAGUCCCUCAGCCCCAUGUUCACAGAUCAUGGCAGUGAACUUGGGCUCAGGCUACUCAACAUGCUCAGGCUCUGGCGCCUGAGACGAGUCAGCUCCCUGUUUGCAAGACUAGAGAAAGACAUCCGGUUCAACUACUUCUGGACUCGAUGCACCAAGCUCAUUUCUGUGACCCUUUUUGCAGUACAUUGUGCUGGAUGCUUUAACUAUCUGAUCGCAGAUAGAUACCCUGAUCCUUCAAGAACCUGGAUUGGUGCAGUAUACCCAAAUUUCAAAGAGCACAGUGUCUGGGAUAGAUAUAUAACUUCAAUUUACUGGUCCAUUACAACACUCACUACAACUGGUUAUGGGGACUUGCAUGCUGAGAAUCCAAGAGAGAUGCUAUUUGAUAUCUUUUACAUGUUGUUUAAUUUGGGAUUAACAGCUUACCUCAUCGGGAACAUGACAAACCUGGUAGUUCACUGGACAAGCCGGACCCGUAAUUUUAGGGAUAUAGUCAGAGCUACUUCAGAUUUUGCAACACGAAAUCAGUUGCCCCACCGCAUACAAGAUCAAAUGUUGUCACACAUAUGCUUAAGAUUCAAAACAGAAGGACUGAAGCAACAAGAGACCCUAAAUAGUUUGCCAAAAGCCAUUCGCUCAAGCAUUGCACAGCAUCUCUUCUUCCACGUUGUGCAGAAAGUCUAUCUCUUCCAAGGAGUUUCUCAUGACUUCCUCUUUCAGUUGGUUUCAGAAAUGGAUGCUGAGUAUUUCCCACCCAAAGGAGAUGUCAUCCUGCAGAAUGAAGCCCCGACAGAUCUUUAUAUACUUGUCUCAGGAGAAGUUAACUUAAUCUCCCACGCAGAUGGACAUGAUCAGGUUAUUGGAAAGGUAGCUGCAGGGGAUAUGUUUGGAGAGGUUGCAGUUCUAUGUUAUAGGCCACAGCCAUACACGGUUCGGACCACCGAGCUUUGUCAAAUACUACGACUGAAUGGAACUUCACUGAUGAACACCAUACAAGUAAAUAUGGAAGAUGGAUGUGUUAUAAUGCAUAAUCUUUACAUGAAAUUGAACGGGCUUAAGAGCAACAGCUUUAACAAGCACAAUAUAGAUCCGGGUUUGACAUGCAAUAAAUGGCUUGGGGGAGGAGCAAUGAAAGGAAGUUGUUUGGAUGCAGGAUUUGAAGAUCAACCACAGAGAAAUACAUCUACGAAAGAAGCAAUAGACGUAGAUUUGUUGGGAUCAGAGGCUAUAGAGAAGAGUCAAACAGGUAGAUUUCCAAUGAAUGGAAAUUCAACAACAGAGGAUGGCCAAACAGCUCUCCAUGAUGCUGUUUGCAAGGGGCAUAUUGAAAUGGUCAAGGUUUUGCUCGAAAGAGGAGGAAGUGUAAAUAAGCCAGAUGUAAGAGGAAGAAUGCCAAAAGCAUUGGCAGAACAGCGGGGAAACGAGAGCAUACAUGAGCUCUUACUGAGUUAUGAAAACAAAAGAAAAUUAGAUGAACAUAGGAUAGACAUUAUCGGGACAGAAACAGCAGAUGAACCGCAGAAUAGUCAGAUCAAACAUAGAAGUGGGGCCCAAAAUUUCUUCAAUUCACUCAGUUAUAGAGAGGAAAUACUACCGACUAAGAAAAGAGUUACUAUUCACAUGCAGUUCCAGUGCAGCAGCAGUACAUCAAGUAGACAACAUGGAAAGUUGAUACUCCUACCUGAUUCAAUACAAGAGCUGCUCAGAAUGGCUGGUAAGUCUGACCAGAAAAAAGCACUUGAAAAUAAACCUGAACAUAUGGGGAAAACAAUUAUAAAUCAACUUCAAAUGUGACUAGAAUCCAAAUAGAUUAAAACAAAGAAAAAAGAAAAAAACGAUAAAGGGACUUUUAAACCAAGAACAGGAACCAGAAAGCCACUUUAGUAUGAUUACCUGCUUUUGCUCUAUUCAUUUCUCAUUCUAUAACCUUGUGAAACUGCAGGGGAAAAGUUUGGAGGCUACCCAUUCAUAAAAGUCGUUAAUGCUGAGAAUGCAGAAAUAGAUGAUAUACAUGUCAUUCGAGAUGGUGACGAUCUGUUUCUCCUUCAAGAUGAAGGUGAAAAUGUAGAUAUAAGUCUGACCUGAUGAAACUAAAAGGGCAGUCAUGAAUAGAUGCAGACAGUUUGUAACCUUUAGGGAAUGCCAACGAUAAUAAAAUAAUAACAAAAAUAUAACAGCAUCAGUUGAUUUGGGAGUCAAAAUUGAAAUUAUACUGUUAAAUCAGAGUGGUCCAUCACAUAU
Molecule: messenger RNA, 3185 nt
Organism: Durio zibethinus
Lineage: Eukaryota; Viridiplantae; Streptophyta; Magnoliopsida; Malvales; Malvaceae
Source: RefSeq, a predicted model, not a curated record